Molecule: messenger RNA, 1953 nt
Organism: Trichoderma atroviride IMI 206040
Lineage: Eukaryota; Fungi; Ascomycota; Sordariomycetes; Hypocreales; Hypocreaceae
Source: RefSeq, a predicted model, not a curated record
AUGCUUGUUUACCAAGGACAGCCAAAAGCCAACCCUGAUGGAAUUGAAUCGGUCACGGCCAUUCUUCCAACAAAGGCCGAAGCUGGAGCGCCAUGCAUCGUUCUAUGGCGCAAAGCCACCACGGCAUCGACCAAUUCAAAAGCUGCGAGCAGGGAACCACCCAAUUUUGGAAAUUUCGAAGCAAUUCUAGAAAAGGGCGACGACAAGAAUACCAAGUUCAAGUCGGCCGCAUCCAACUUGGAACUAGACUUCACUGGAGAUCAUAAAACCGUGUCUCUCAGCUUCCAGCCUACUCAUGGCGGCCAAAUCCAAAACACAAAGCUGACCUUAGCUCUAGGAGACCCGUUCAAGACUCACUCGCCCCAAUCUGAGGCAUCCAUCUUUGGCGGGCCCGUCAUCAUCCAGAACAAGGGCCGUGAGAAUCUCAUUGCUCUAGUUCUAUGUGAGAAAGAUGAAAAGGGAUCCCAAAAGCCAAUCAGCGUCUUGAUUGAAUGGGGUGCAGAGGUUGCCAUGGCCGAGAUACCUCUAAGAGUUCAAACUUGCCAAAGCAAAGACAAGGACACCAUUCCCGACCAUGACGAAAAUCUUUGCUUCAGCUUGAACAGCCGCCAGCACCAUUUCCACGGGAUGGUGAGGCGCCCGCGUCGUUCUUCUCCAGAGCUGUUACUGCAAAUUCGCCCUCUGCCUAAUGCUCAGUCUAAUGCCAAAUCUGAUGAGAAAUCCGAUGAGCCAGCAGCUUGGCAGACAACGCAGAGCUAUCCUUCCAUCGGCAAAUACAACGACUCCAUGCACACCAUUGUGCGCCGAUCCGCUGAAGCUCGCCACACAAGAGUGUGGAACGACACUGCCGAUAACGACAAAGGCAUUGCGCCAUCACUUGUAACUGUCACUAUCCAAGAGAGUGGUGCAGCAAAUGACACAUACAACAAGGGCAUGGCGGCUGCAGGCCUCUUCGUCGCUCUCCUAGGAGUUGCUGCUUGUGCUGCGCCGCCAUCUCUGAGCUCAGUUGGGUGGGCAGUUGGCAUUGUGGGAAUGCUUCUUGCUGGCAAAUCAGGGCAUGACAACUUUCACGAAGAUCCUGGCAAGUCCAUUACCAAGGUGCUUUACCCGAGAGAUCGCAUUUGUCGACGCGCUGUUGGAAGUGGUGGUAAUGAGAUUCUCAUGUACCGAGCCUAUAUGGAAGGGCAUGUGCUGAAGAUUACGAAAUACUUCAGGCCAUCUGCCGGAGUCGGUAUAAUUAGGGUCUCGAAUAUCAUCAAUAGCCCCCCGCCUCCGCAGGGAUCAUGGCAGGUGGAAGAAAUGUUUUCUUUUCAGUUUGCCGAGCCCCAAAUUAUCAAUCUUUACCGCUAUAUCAAAAUCCGUGGGUUGGUUCCCACGGGUAAUAACGAGAGUGGCUCGGGGCUCCCCAGCCAUGGGCUCCCUUCUGCAGGCUCAUUCGUUUGGUUCGAUACCAAUGGAAAGUUUCUGAAGUUUUAUGAAGCAAAAAGAGAACAAGGCGGGAAGGGUGCAGAGCCUAUUACUCGUUUUGGGUUUGGAUUGUUCGACCCAAAGAACGAUAACAAGGCUAUUAGGCAUAAUGUCAUGUCACUGGUCCAGGGAACCAGCACCCAGCUGAGCGCCAACAUUGCAGUUCUCAACUUGGACGACGAUCACGGCACUCCGGUAGUGACUAUGCAUAACUGGAAAGCCAGCGAUUUGGAUUGGGUCGCGAAAGCUGACAAACAGGAGGAUGUUUUGGACUUUAUCCAAAAGAACCGGAGAAAUUGGAACUGGGGAUACCAGUGGGAUAGUAAGAGUGGUGAUAUCUAUAUCAUUGAUUCGCCCUUUCAUUACAGAGAGGACUUUAUGACUCAGCAUGAGGGCACUCAUCUAUUCCUUCCAGUCAGCAAUAAAGACUGGACAUAUACAUCAAUGGUUGUGAAGGACCCCAAAGCACCGUCAUCGCGCAAAUGA